CCAGCACUCUGCUGAGUAGAAGUAUUCCAACAGAGACAGUAGCUGGCAUAAUAAGGUUUGGAAAACAGUGGCAACUCAGGUCACCAGGAUUUCUCAAGUACUUCCACAAUGCGUCUCCGCUCAAGCUGCCGAAAGCCAUGCAAAUUAGAUAGAAGGCAAUCUGUUAAAAAGAAAUGUCUACUGCGCACCAGCAAAACAGUUUUAGAAAAGCCAGGCUCGUUUGCCAGACCCCUGAAGAGAAAGGCUUUGCCUUUGCAUACAUCAAUCACGCCCGUGCAGAAGGUGCAGCACAGGAUGUGUCAGGCCUGCCAGUGCCAGGAUUGUGACCCAGGUCCUCAGGAUGUGCACAGGUUUAGUCUGCGAGAAACAAUAAAAUGUUACAUACUGACAGAAGAUUCAAAAACUGUGCAUUUUGACUUAGAUGAACAUGGUCAUCAUGAAAUAUCCACAAAGGAUUCACAAUCUCAUGAAGAUAUUGCAUGGUUAAGCGUGUUCACAAGCAAUGAAUCAAUGGUUCAUGGUGCUAAAAAUCUGGUGGUUCUCAUGCAGAGAUCAAAGCUUAAUGAAUUUGUCCUGUUGUGCAACGGUGAAAAGCAGCUCUCUCUAAAGGUCUUAAAAGCAUGCUGUUCAGAACCAGAUUAUCCUAAAGUGAAAAGAUGCAAAAUGAAAACAUGCAAGCAUGAAGAUCCUGACUUCGAACAGCUGAGUGAAGACAAUCUGUUUUUCAUCAUGCAUUACCAAGGAGAUUCAGUGAAGUUCCAGUGCUAUGAAGACACAAGUUACUAUCUGCAUGUGAAUGAGGACUCACUAGACAUACGCAAGCCAGAAGACACAGAACCUGAUGGAGAGAAAAAUUUUUACUUCAAGGUGUCAUAUUUGUAGGAAGAGUAAUUUGCCAACCUUUCAGCAGCUUAAGUGUCUAUACCACUCCUACAAUAAGCUAACAGAAAUUUUGCCUUUCUUAAGACUUUUUUGUACCAUCUUAAGUCACAGUUUUCCAUUUUAUAAAUAACAUCCUUUAGUCCUGUUCUAUACAAUAGGAAGAGAAAAUGUCUAAGUUUGGAAAACAGGUCUGUUGGCGUCUUAUCUUCACAAUUAUUGUUUUAAGUAGCUGAGUUCUUCCUGAAGGGGAAAUAUAAACAGGGUCUAUCUCAAAAACAGAGAUAAAAUACGUUAUCACACAUAGGUAUGAAAUACAAACAGUUAGUUUUCCAUGUUGUAAGCAUUUUCUUCUUUUAAAGUGUGUCUUAAGAAUGCAUCUGAGCUCAAGAAGAAAGCAUUCAGAUGUCAUUAAAUGCAUAUGUGCAUGUACAUCCACACUGACUAACUUUAGGAGUGAAGAGGAUGUCUCAAAUCUGCAGGAAAACAAAGGAGCAGAGCUACUAGCUAGACAGAAGAGCUCUUCAACCUCCUCUGUAUCUCACAUAAGAAAAUAUAUUCCAUUAUGCAAUUUCAGCAUCUGUCCGGCAGUCUUGCUCUGUACAAAAAAACUUACAUAUAGCCUGAGACUCACAAUGUGUUAGGCAAAAGAAGGUAGGCAAACAGGACUGGCUGCACUUAACAGAUGACUGAAUAUUGGCAGCAAAAUUAGUCUAGCUGACUUACUGGCUUCCAUCUCUGAAUCUUAGAACCAAACUGAAGUGUUCAGUUGCAAAGCAGAGUGCAAGAUAAUAAUUAAAUGUUCAAAAUGACUGGAAAAUGAAAAUAAACUCCAUAAGCUUA
Molecule: messenger RNA, 1722 nt
Organism: Rhea pennata
Lineage: Eukaryota; Metazoa; Chordata; Aves; Rheiformes; Rheidae
Exons: 8
Coding region: 109-882 (257 amino acids)
Source: RefSeq, a predicted model, not a curated record